AUGGAUCUAAUCGGCAAGAUUAAUCCUCCUUCAUCAAAGGGUCAUCAUUGGAUUAUUCUAGCUACCGAUAACUUUACUAAAUGGGUAGAAGCUGAGGAAUAUGUAUCGGUAACUCAUAAUACCAUUAUACAUUUUGUGGAGCGACAUAUCUUUCAUCGAUUUGGAUUACCGGAAACAAUUGUUGACGAUAAUAGAUCUGUUUUUCAAGCAAAUGAAGUAUUACAACUUGGCCGUGAUAUGCAGGUGAAAAUGGUAACUUCAACACCCUAUUAUGCUCAAGGGAAUGGUCAAGCCGAGGCUUCAAAUAAAGUUGUUAUUGAAAUUAUUGAGAAAAUGAUAAAAAACAAACCAAGGUGUUGGCAUGAAACUUUUUCAGAAGCCUUAUGGGCCUAUAGAAACUCAAAAAGGACAAGUACGGGAACAACUCCAUAUCGAUUAACAUUUGGUCAUGAUGCAGUGUUGCCGAUGGAGUUAAACGUUAAAUCGGCAAGGAUAGCUUUGCAACAUAAUCUCAUACCUGCUGAUUAUAACGAAGCUAUGCUUAUUGAGUUAGAAGAUUUAGAUGAAGUCCAUAAACUUGCUUUGGACCACCUUAUGGUUCAUAAAGCAAAAGUAAUGAGGGCUUACAAUAAAAGGGUGAAGUUCAAGUCAUUUACAGAAGGCGAUAUGGUGUGGCAAACAAUCCUUCCAGCUGGGAAGGUGGAUAUAGUUUAUAGCAAGUGGUCACCUACUUGGAAGGGUCCAUAUUUGGUUCAUCAAGUAUUACAUGGAGGCGUUUACAGGUUAAAAGAUCUAGAUAGUGAAAUCCAUGAGAGACCAAUAAAUGGAAGGUACUUGAAGAAAUAUAAUCCAACUAUUUUUGACCUUAUGGAGGAAAAGAAGACCUCCACUAAGUAA
Cornus florida is the source of this 897-nucleotide messenger RNA. RefSeq lists its product as uncharacterized. The transcript has a single exon. Bases 1 to 897 code for a protein of 298 amino acids. NCBI's taxonomy places the organism in Eukaryota, Viridiplantae, Streptophyta, Magnoliopsida, Cornales, Cornaceae. Gene Ontology annotation, molecular function: nucleic acid binding. Gene Ontology annotation, biological process: DNA integration. The record is from RefSeq and is a predicted model, not a curated record.